AUGCCCGAAGCAUACCACGCCCACCCAGACUACGGCUACCCUCGCGACUUCAAGGGCUACGGCGAGAAGGGCCUUGCCUGCCCUUGGCCCAACGAUGCCAAGAUUGCAGUCUCAUUCGUCAUCAACUAUGAAGAGGGCGGCGAACGCUCAGUCCUGGCCGGUGACGGCGUCUCCGAGACCAACCUGCGCGAGAACCCCAUGGGCCCCGCAAAGUACAACGAGCGCAACUACAGCGUCGAGUCGGAGUACGAGUACGGCUCCCGCGCAGGCUUCUGGCGCCUCUUCCGCCUCUUCAACUCGCGCAAGAUGAAGUUCACCCUCUACGCCGUCGCCCAGGCCGUCGAGGAGCAGCCCGAGGUCGCGACGCGGUGUGUCGAGGAGGGCCACGACGUCGCCUCGCACGCCUACCGCUGGAUCGAUUACCACGACGUCCCCAUUGAGACGGAGAAGGAGUAUAUUCGCAAAUGCAUCACCUCGCUAAAGUCGCUGACGGGGUACGCGCCAAAGGGAUGGUACUACGGCCGCAACUCGCCGCACUCGCGCACGCUGGUGCCGCAGGUGUACGAGGAGAUGGGCGAGGCGCUGGUCUGGGCGAGCGACACCUACGCCGACGACGUGCCGUACUGGAUCGACCUGCCCACGGAGCGCGACAAGGCGAAUCCCCAGGGAUGCUUGAUGGUGCCGUACAGCUACGACUGCAACGACUUCAAGUUCCACGUCACGGGGUCCGGGUUCCGCGAUCCGCAGGGGUUCUACACGCACCUCAAGAACGCCUUUGAUGUGCUGUACGAGGAGGGCCAGGAGGGGACGCCCAAGAUGAUGACGAUUGGGCUCCAUUGUCGCAUUGUCGGGCGGCCGGGGCGGUUGGCUGCGCUGAGGGACUUUGUGGAUUACAUUGCGCAGAAAGAGGGCGUUUGGGUUGCGACGAGGACGGAGAUUGCUGAGGCUUUCAAGGCCAAGUAUCCGUAUAAGAAGGGGCAGUUGGCGUGA
Messenger RNA from Colletotrichum orchidophilum, 990 nucleotides. Its product is annotated as polysaccharide deacetylase. The transcript has 2 exons. Gene Ontology annotation, molecular function: hydrolase activity, acting on carbon-nitrogen (but not peptide) bonds. The record is from RefSeq and is a predicted model, not a curated record. The coding region runs from base 1 to 990 and encodes 329 amino acids. Gene Ontology annotation, biological process: carbohydrate metabolic process. NCBI's taxonomy places the organism in Eukaryota, Fungi, Ascomycota, Sordariomycetes, Glomerellales, Glomerellaceae.